This is a messenger RNA of Saccharomyces cerevisiae S288C, 666 nucleotides long. It is a transcript of the gene SRD1, whose product is annotated as Srd1p. NCBI's taxonomy places the organism in Eukaryota, Fungi, Ascomycota, Saccharomycetes, Saccharomycetales, Saccharomycetaceae. The record is from RefSeq and is marked reviewed. Gene Ontology annotation, cellular component: cytoplasm; nucleus. Gene Ontology annotation, molecular function: zinc ion binding; sequence-specific DNA binding. Gene Ontology annotation, biological process: regulation of DNA-templated transcription. The coding region runs from base 1 to 666 and encodes 221 amino acids. The transcript has a single exon.
AUGCGAUAUAAUAAUUAUGACAACUCUGGAAGUUCCUUCUUAACUAGAGUAGUUAAAAAGUCAGAUAUGGAGAAAACGUUAUUAUUAAAUAGAGAAAUUGAUGACUGGAAGUCAAACGAUAAAAAGAAGGCAUAUAAGGAACGCGGAAGAGUUUAUGCAAGUUGCUCAUUUAUUGAAGUAUCCUUUUCUCAAAUAAGGGCUGUUGAUGUUGAAAAAAAAAUUGAGAAUGCCGAACAACUAAGAGAUCUUACAAGAAAUAUUGUUAAGAACAAAACCAGCUCUUUGAACGAAAUUACACCCUCAAAGAAUCGUGUAACUAGUGCAUGCAAUUCCGAGAGACGUACGACUAGCCAAGAAGCAAACAAUCUUGAAGGCUACCAUAGUUGUGCACAAGGAACUAGUCGGUCUGCCAGUAUUACGAAGAAAUACAGCAAAAAGACUACUAGUCGUCCUAAAAGAGAAAAGAGACAAACAAUCCUCCCAAAUGGUGAGAUAAAGGAAUGCUCUAAAUGUAAAGACACUUGGACAAUUCAAUGGCGUAGUGGACCCGACCAAAACAGGGAACUUUGUAGUCCCUGUGGACUCGCCUAUGGAAAAAGACUGAAGAAGGAGAAUGAAAAAAAAAGGCAAGCAGCAGAUAAAAGGAUAGAUCGAAACAAUCCAUAG